GUAAAUGGAAGGUAUAGAGGACAUAGCCGAUCAUCAAUCGCAUAGCGAGCAAUUACUGGACUCGGUCGAUUCUCCAACGGCGAUUUCUACGCAGGGCCGCAUUCACAGGGGGGGUGGUGGUGCGAAUGGGAACUGUGUCGGUGGUGCUGCUACUUGUAGUGGUGGCGUUGGAGGAGGAAGAGGGGGUGGUGGUGGUGGUGGUAUCAGUGGUGGUGAUGGUGAACGUGGAAGAGGUGGGGUUGUUAGGCACCACGAGGGUGGUAGCAGUGGUGGGGGCGAGGUUAUGUCCGGCUCGUCGGCUUCACAAAGUCCCGACAUCGCGUGCGCGAGAAUCCCGCUGGAAUUGUUCGCGGCUGGUGCGCUCGGCUCCGUCAAGGAGGAGCGAGACCUCGCCGCCGCGGAGGAUCUGUCUUCGUCCCAAGAACCGCCGGCGGGUCGGCCGAACGCGAGGGAGUCCCUCUCGGUCAUCGUACCCCCGCAGGACGUCGACGUCGACUCGCGGGACGCCGAGUCGGAACUCCUCAGUCCUGGCAAACUUUCGCCGACCUCUGGCAUUAGUGUUUCCGUCGCGAGUAUGAUCGACGCGACGGAUUUUAGGGCGAUGCAGCCGGAGCCAACGUAUCAAACCCUGACCUCAGUGGCGGAGAGAAUGUCGCCGCCUGGUUUCAGUCCUGGAUCUUCGUACGCCACCUUGACGCCGCUUCAGCCGCUGCCGCCAAUCUCGACGAUGAGCGACAAGUUCGCCUAUGGAGGGCACGGCGGCAGUGGUGUUACUGGCAGUUUUGCCGUCAUGCAAAACAACGGCCUCGGGAACAUCGGCCUCGGAGGCAUGGGAGGCUCGCCUUACGCGUACGACAAACUGCCUUCGAUGGGAAUGUCGCCUCCGCACAAUUACCCUUCGCCUGGCGGAGGUCUUCAGCCGAGUCCUCUCUCGCCGCAGAGUGCUUACAGUCAGAGUGCUCUGAAUUCACCUCACAAAUCGGCGAGUCCGCACUAUGAGCCAGCUUUUUUACCCAGGUUGCAGCAGAGUCCCGCCGCACUGAGUCCGCCGUCGCCUCCGGUCUCGGUGGCACCCAGUUUCGCGCCAUCUCACCAUUCCCCGACCGCACUCUCGGUGCCGGCUGCCUCACCACCUCCUAUGCAGACGCAGCUUCAGCAGCAGCAACAGCAGCAGCAACAACAACAGCAGACGAUUCAGCAGCAGGCGAUAUCACACACGCAACAUGUGCAACACACGUCGGUCGUCAUGAAGACGGUGUCAACGGCGGGCAACGGGGCCGGAGAAGUCGAGGAGAUCAACACCAAGGAGCUCGCCCAGCGGAUAAGUGCCGAACUCAAGAGGUAUAGCAUACCUCAGGCGAUAUUCGCCCAGAGGGUCUUGUGUCGCAGCCAGGGCACCCUCAGUGACCUUCUGCGCAACCCUAAACCCUGGUCCAAACUCAAGAGUGGCCGGGAGACCUUUCGACGGAUGUGGAAGUGGCUCCAGGAGCCCGAAUUCCAGAGAAUGUCUGCCUUAAGACUUGCAGCGCUGAGCAACUGCUCUGAGAGCGGCGGUGACCCGGACGCCAUGCUGGAUAUCCAUCAUCCUGGAUCUGGAAUCGACUCUCAUCACCAACAGUUUCACAACUCAUAUGCUGCCCAAAUUCCACAGCGAGGAACAUGCAAGAGGAAAGACGAGAUGGCGAGCCAGGCAGAACACCAACAGCCCGCCCCCAAGAAACCCCGCCUGGUUUUCACAGACCUUCAGCGCCGUACUCUACAGGCUAUUUUUAAAGAAACGAAGAGGCCGUCGAAGGAAAUGCAGGUGACAAUAGCACGACAGCUGGGCCUGGAGCCCACGACGGUCGGAAACUUCUUUAUGAAUGCACGACGCCGUUCAAUGGACAAAUGGAAAGACGAGGACCCAAAAGCCCUUGCAGUUGAUGAAGGACAAUUGUCCCCAUCGCUUGGUAUUAGUCCACGACAAGCUUCUGACGUUUUGUGACAUACGUCCGACCACGAGGAGUAUCACGACGAGUCACCCGAAGAGGAUCUUCCUUUUUCGUAAAAAAAAUAACAUCAAAAACUCUCGUUGAAUUACAAAAAGAAAAUUGAUUUCAAAUUUCCUUCUCUUUUGAUAUUUCGAGGUGAUGAAUUUUUUUUCUCAACAUUCUAUUAUUAAUUG
Messenger RNA from Leptopilina heterotoma, 2164 nucleotides. Its product is annotated as hepatocyte nuclear factor 6. Gene Ontology annotation, molecular function: RNA polymerase II cis-regulatory region sequence-specific DNA binding; DNA-binding transcription factor activity, RNA polymerase II-specific. NCBI's taxonomy places the organism in Eukaryota, Metazoa, Arthropoda, Insecta, Hymenoptera, Figitidae. Gene Ontology annotation, cellular component: nucleus. The transcript is spliced from 5 exons. Gene Ontology annotation, biological process: regulation of transcription by RNA polymerase II. The record is from RefSeq and is a predicted model, not a curated record. The coding region runs from base 5 to 1984 and encodes 659 amino acids.